Messenger RNA from Pseudocercospora fijiensis CIRAD86, 693 nucleotides. RefSeq lists its product as uncharacterized. The transcript has 8 exons. The record is from RefSeq and is a predicted model, not a curated record. Bases 1 to 693 code for a protein of 230 amino acids. NCBI's taxonomy places the organism in Eukaryota, Fungi, Ascomycota, Dothideomycetes, Mycosphaerellales, Mycosphaerellaceae.
AUGAUCAGCAGCGAUAGCGAUAGUAAGGUGCAGAGAGAGCGACGACGAGAAAUCGGCUCCCCGGCGGAAUCUCUAAUUUCCGACUGGACCCACUCUGUCCUCCUUAUAUGCAUCACCACUGCUGCCUUCCUGCAGCUCUCAAGGUUGAAGGAAGGUUCGGCGAUCGGUGAGAGGCAUGUCAACUGCCGAUUCAUCUCACUAUACCAAAAUGAUUACAUCACGCCAAGAGCAAAGAGGCAUGGGCUAGGCACACUGCAAUGUUGUGGUCUUAGUGAGCGUGAUGUGGGAUCAAGAGACGAAGAAGCUCGGACCGUCUUCAUUCACUCCCGAUUUCCGAGCCGAGACGUUACACCAUCUAUACGAUUAUCAAUAGCAAUUAACAUCUACUCUUCGAAUAACUAUGACAUUGAUCUCUCACAGUUGCCUCUCUCAUAUUUAUCGCGACCCUCUCGCCCAUUUCCUUCCACUACGGCCGCCUACCUCGAAUGGCUCCUAAUAGCACAUGCCGCCAACGAUGACUACAUUCUACUCGAGAAUCUCGCGCUAGGCUUCGAGAUAGUCGAUGCAACAUAUGGAAAUUUGCGAAAGGCUCAAGGGAGAGAAUGCGAGUUGGAAAGUCGACAAGGAAUGAAAACGCCAAAAGGUCCGGGUUCGGAGCAUCACUAUCCUGCAUUGGCGACGCCGCGCCGAUGA